AUGUCAAUCCGAAGCUGUCUCAAAACCCUCAACACCGUCAAGAAACGUUCUCGACUCCCGCUCUUCCACCAAGGGCCCUAUCGAGAACUCCCGCCGUCCAUCGCCAGAACCUUCGACCCAUUCUAUUCUUCUCCGCCUUCCCCCGCCGCCGCUCUCUCCGAUCUCAGCCCUUCCAAACUGCUUCAGAUUCUCACCGACCCUGCCGUGAAGCCAUCGGAGGGCUAUCAGUUCUUCAAUUGGGUGCUCGAGAACCAGUCUUCGGUCUCCUUCAUCCCCGAUCUCCAGGUUCAUUUGACGCUCGUCUGCCGGCUGUUGAAGGUGAGAAAGUUCCCGGAGGCCGAGAAUCUCUUGAAAAGCUUGAUAAUUGAUCAAAAGGAUAGGUACCCAUUUCCUCUACUGUCUUCUACUGUGGAGAAUUGUGGUUCUUUGAAGCCCAGAGCAGUGGCAAAAUUGUUCAAUGUGAUGCUAAACGUGUAUUCCGAGAACGAGAAGUUUGAGCAAGUCCUGGAGGUCUUCGAUUACAUGAGGGGGAAUGGAGUGGAGAUUGAUGAGAGAACUUGUACUCUGCAUUUGGUUGUGCUCAAGAAGAAUCAGGAGAUGAAGUUGGUGUUGGAGUUCUUCCAUCGAAUGAUCAAAUCUGGUAUGGUGAUCUCUCCUUACUCGCUCGCAGUUGUUGUUGGUGGGUUGUGCGAGAAUGGAGAGAUGAGGAGGUGCAGAGAGUUUGUGGAGGAAAUGAUCGGUUGUGGGAUCAAACCCAACAUCGUUACUUUCAACAUAAUGCUGAAUGGCUGUUUGAAAAGGUGGAAUUUCGCACAGUUGGAGUUGAUCUUAGCACUGAUGAAGAAUCAGGAGACAUCUUGCGAUGAGAGAACGUAUAAAAUACUGAUUGAUGGCUAUGUAAGCUCCGGGAAGCUCGAAGAAGCUGAAAGGAUGGUCUUGGAGAUGCAUGAUAAAGGUUUUGGAGGAGAUAUCCACUUGUGGAACUUGGUUAUAACUCGGUACUGUAGACAAGGUCUAGUUGACAGAGCAGCUUUGCUGUUCGAUAAAAUGUACUUGAGAGAUGUUACUCCGACUGCUAAUACGUACUGCGCAUUGAUCAAUGCACUGUGUGGGGAAGAGAAGAUCGAUGCUGCCAUGGUGUAUGUGAGCAAGAUGGUGAAGGAUGGGAUUGAGCUAGACCAGGUCAUGCUCAACACGUUAACUGAUGGUCUUUGCAGGAUAGGAAUGGCAAAUGAGGCUUGUGAUUUGCUUGUUGGGAUGGAGGAGAGUGGAUUUGCUGUCGAUGUGCCUAUUUGUGGGGAGGUGGCUAGGCAGCUCUGUUUGUUGAGUCAGUUUGACAAGGCAAAGGUGCUGGUAGAUAUGGUGAGUAGAAUUGAAGCAGGCGAACAUUCUCUUGACAGAGACGAUGACGAGGAAUUUGGUGGCUGUGGUGGUCAAAUUGAUAAGGUUUUGGAACCAUGA
Messenger RNA from Linum tenue, 1461 nucleotides. The record is from the annotation of a GenBank genome assembly. NCBI's taxonomy places the organism in Eukaryota, Viridiplantae, Streptophyta, Magnoliopsida, Malpighiales, Linaceae.